This is a messenger RNA of Marmota monax (woodchuck), 1808 nucleotides long. RefSeq names its product cytochrome P450 4F3. Gene Ontology annotation, molecular function: monooxygenase activity; iron ion binding; oxidoreductase activity, acting on paired donors, with incorporation or reduction of molecular oxygen. Bases 149 to 1723 code for a protein of 524 amino acids. Lineage: Eukaryota; Metazoa; Chordata; Mammalia; Rodentia; Sciuridae. The record is from RefSeq and is a predicted model, not a curated record. The transcript has 13 exons.
CCUGCCCAGGCAGGCCUGCUGGGAUUGGCUGGUCCAGCCCAGCCCAGCUCAGCCUCCCACAGAUUCCUCCAGGUCAUCAACCAGGGACAAAGAAAUCCCAGAGGAGAGGAGAAGAGCCUGUUGGGGACAAGCUGCUCCUGACAGAAGCAUGCCACAGCUGAGCCUGUCCUGGCUGGGACUGGGGCCCACGGAAGCCUCUCCCUGGGUCCUCCUGCUGCUGGUGGGGGCCUCCUGGCUCCUGGCCCGCAGCCUGACCUGGAUCUAUGCUUUUUACGAAAAAUCUCGUCGCCUCCAAUGUUUCCCGCAGCCCCCCAAACGGAAUUGGCUCUUGGGUCACGUGGGCAUGAUCCGGGGCUCAGAAGAAGGUCUGCUGUACACGCAGGGUCUGGCGAGCACCUUUGGGGAUGUGUGCUGCUGGUGGGUGGGGCCCUGGAACCCAGUGGUCCGAAUCUUCCACCCCACCUGCAUCAAGCCGGUGCUCUUUGCUCCAGCUGCGGUUGCACUGAAGGAUGUGAUCUUCUACAGCUUCCUGAAGCCCUGGCUGGGGGAUGGGCUCUUGCUGAGUUCUGGUGACAAAUGGAACCACCAUCGUCGCCUGCUGACACCUGCCUUCCAUUUCAACAUCCUGAAGCCCUAUAUGAAGAUUUUCAAUGACAGUACGAAUGUCAUGCAUGCCAAGUGGCAGCGACUGGUCUCAGAGGGCAGCGCCUGUCUGGACAUGUUUGAGCACAUCAGCCUCAUGACCUUGGACAGUCUGCAGAAAUGCGUCUUCAGUUUCGACAGCAAUUGUCAGGAGAAGCCCAGUGAAUAUAUUGCUGCCAUCUUGGAGCUCAGUGCCCUUGUGGUCAAAAGAAAUGAGCAACUCCUCAUGCACAUGGACUUCCUGUACCUUCUCAGCCCCAGUGGGCAGCGCUUCCGUAAGGCCUGCCGCCUGGUGCAUGACUUCACAGAUGCUGUCAUCCAGGAGCGGCGCCGCACCCUCCCUGAUCACGGUAUUAGUGACUUCCUCAAGGCCAAGGCUGAGUCCAAAACUUUGGACUUCAUCGAUGUGCUCCUGCUGACCAAGGAUGAAGAUGGAAAAGAGUUGUCGGAUGAGGAUAUAAGAGCAGAAGCUGACACCUUCAUGUUUGAGGGCCAUGACACCACGGCCAGUGGUCUCUCCUGGGCCCUGUACAACCUGGCAAAGCACCCGGAAUACCAGGAGCGCUGCCGGAAGGAGGUGCAAGACCUGCUGAGGGACCGUGAUCCUAAAGAGAUUGAGUGGGACGACCUGGCCCAGUUGCCCUUCCUGACCAUGUGCAUCAAGGAGAGUCUGCGGUUGCACCCCCCAGUUACAGUUAUCUCCCGCUGCUGCACCCAGGACGUUGUGCUCCCCGACGGCCGGGUCAUCCCCAAAGGAGUCACCUGCCUCAUCAGUAUUUUCGGGACUCAUCACAACCCAGCUGUGUGGCCGAACCCUGAGGUGUAUGACCCCUUCCGCUUUGACCCAGAAAACGCCAAGGACAGGUCACCUCUAGCUUUUAUUCCUUUCUCCGCGGGACCUAGGAACUGCAUCGGGCAGACUUUCGCCAUGAGCGAGAUGAAGGUGGUGCUGGCGCUGACGCUGCUGCGCUUCCGCGUCCUGCCCGACGACACCGAGCCGCGCAGGAAGCCCGAGCUAAUCCUGCGCGCCGAGGGCGGGCUCUGGCUGCGCGUGGAGCCGCUGAGCUCCAGCGCGUCGUGACCCACCGAGGCCGGUCCGGGGACCCCUCCAUGCAGAUCCCCCAAGCUACCUGGGCAGAUACCAGCAAUAAAACGGUUUCACCUGC